Messenger RNA from Zychaea mexicana, 2845 nucleotides. RefSeq names its product component of IIS longevity pathway SMK-1-domain-containing protein. Gene Ontology annotation, biological process: DNA damage response; protein dephosphorylation. Gene Ontology annotation, molecular function: protein phosphatase activator activity. Lineage: Eukaryota; Fungi; Mucoromycota; Mucoromycetes; Mucorales; Lichtheimiaceae. Bases 1 to 2751 code for a protein of 916 amino acids. The record is from RefSeq and is a predicted model, not a curated record. The transcript is spliced from 15 exons. Gene Ontology annotation, cellular component: nucleoplasm; protein phosphatase 4 complex.
AUGUCAACUAGCACCCCCACUACUACAACAUCUGAGCCGGUCCCCUGCAUAGUAUAUAAAUACAUCGGUGAAGGUCAUUGGCACGAUCAAGGAUCUGGUUUUUGUGUCUACAAAACGGUACACGAAGACAAUGGCGACGAACACGACGAAAUACUUGUCCAAGAUGUGGAUGAUCAGUCCUGCCUUUUGAUAUCGCAGGUUUCUGAACACAAAAAUCAUGAGCAACAUAAAGAAACUAUGAUUCUUUGGAAUGAGGGUACAGGAGCAAAUGAAGUAGCACUGUGUUUUACAUCGCGCGAGAAUUGUGACUAUAUAUGGCACGUUAUCGGGAUAGAGAGAGGGAAAGAGGGAAAGGAAGAAUGUAAAAAGAGUGUGCGAGCGAACAUGUUGAUAAAAGAACGAUGUGACACUGCCACCGAUAAUCGCCUCAAAACAGCUGUUGAUGAGACGCUGGAAACUGGAGAUAGAACACCACCGAUGACGAAUGAUUUCCAAGACGUAGCUACGCUUCCCAUGCCUGAACUAUCCAACUUGGACGAAAUUACAAGAAGUCUUAGCAGUGCAAAAACAGAACAAGAUAAGCGUCGACUAGCAUUUUUUAUUGUACUAGAUAACUACAUUGAUAAGCUGUUGUCCGUAUUUGAGUCAUGCAAAAAUAAGAAAAGCAAAAGAGGUCCGCGUAAGCUGUACACUAUCAUGAAGUCCAUCAUUUUGUUGAAUGACGAAGCCAUUAUUGAGCUCGUAGUUCGUGAUGAGUAUAUAAUGGAGGUUUUGGGCAUACUUGAAUAUGAUCCGCAGAUACCAGAUAAGAAGGCAACACAUCGAAGAAAUCUAGCAAAACUCUCCCAAAUGAAACCAAUCGUCCCGAUUCAAAAUGAACGGAUCAAUUCCAAGAUACAGCAAACUUUGCGGCUACAAUAUCUCAACGAUGUCAUUUUGUGCAACACUAUCGACGACUCAGAAAAAUCAACCCUGCGUUCGCUGAUAAAUUUCAACAACCUUGCUCUUGUCAAUUAUUUUAAAGACGAAGAGAACCAGGAGUAUUUGCACGAGCUGUUUUAUAUUUUUAGAGACGAGAAGUCGAGCGAUGAAAUGAAGAAGGAAGCUUCCAAGUUCGUAAUACAGCUCUGGAUUAUGGCAAAGGAGGAUCAGACCGCUGCGCGUGCAGCUCUAGCCAGAACGCUGGCCAAACAUGGCAUUUUCGAUAUGUUUCCGUUUGCCCUGUGUGCAGAUGAUGAGCUUUUGCGUACCCAUGCUGCAAACGUCCUUGAUUCCAUUGUAGAGCUUGACGUAUGCCUUUUACGUAAAUACACCAUUGAACAAACGAGAACAAAAAACGCUGAAGAUACUACCUUGGGCACGGUCCUUAAGCGAUUUGCACUCGAUAACACGGAUCCCGGUCUAAAGAUACAAUACGCAGAAAUUAUCAAGGCGUCGAUGAACUUGGGCAAUGGCAAAUUGGUGAUGCUACGUAAACAAGAUCUUGAUACUCAAAUGUAUCUCACUGUAUUCUACGAAAGUUAUUGUAACCUACUACUGCGUCCGUUUGAACAAGUAGAUGUCAAACCGAUCAAGCUAGAUGGUCCAAUAGAAGAGCUCAAACUCACUACAGAUCAGUCAGAUAUAUGCUUAUACCUAUGCGACCUCAUUUGCUUGGCUAUACGACAACACAGCUUCCUUAGCAGAAUUUUAAUGCGUUCCACCGACUGUUUUGUCAAGAUUGCACAACUGUAUCGAUGCAAACAAUCUCACCUGAAGCUUGCGGCGUUGCGCGUAUUCCGCACUUGUAUCGGCCUAAGCGACAAGUAUACCCGACUUCUUAUAAAAUUCAAUGUAUUCGAACCGACAAUACGAGUGCUUUUGGAUACCGAUGGCCGCUACAAUGCGCUCAACUCUGCGUGUCUUGAGAUGUUGGAGUAUAUAAGAAGAGAAAACAUCAAAUUAUUGGUCGAACACUUAAUAGCAAACUACGGUUCGGUGCUGGACACCAUCAGCUAUGUAACGACCUGCGAAAUGUUACGGUUACGACACGAGCAAAAUAUCGAGCCAAAUGACUCAAAUGAAGCUGGAGAUGAGGCAGCAAGAGAUAACUUGUUACGUGGCAAUGGUCAAGACGCUAGUGCAAUAGAUGAUGCAGCGGCCGAAGAAGAGUAUUUUAAUAACCAAUCGUCGGACGAAGAAGAGGAUCAGCCAAACAAAGCAUUAGCAGAAAGCGCAUCGCCGAAUGCAACGUCUUCAAUUGAACCAUCAAGAGGAGGACCGCUUGUCAAUUAUAAUGAUUCAGAUUUAUCAGACGAGGAGAUGGAUAAUAAUGAAGAAGAACAGCAAACAAUAGCGGUAUCGUCAUCAUCAUCAUCACCGCCAUCUGGUGAUAAGCGCCGCCGGUCAUUCUCAUUCGAUCACAAUAAAGACAGCAACAGCAACAAUAUUGACACUAAUAAUAAUGAGAGCACACUUACUACAGCUGAAAUCGAAGAAUCGGCGGUAUCGAAAUCGAAAUCGCCGUCUCCUUCGCCACCUACAGCACUUGGCACAACAGCAACAACAGAAGAACAGAAAGCAGAACGUGCAUUGUCACCACCACCUUUACCCAAACGACGCAUGGAUGAUGAGGAUGACGAGGACGACGUCUUAGCAACACGAAACAAGAGAAGGAAACGCACACCGUCACCAUUGGCAUCAUCAAAAGCGUCUCCAAAAAAGAUCAUCAUCAAACCUCAAAUCCGAAAACUGCGGUCAAACAGUAAAUGAAAAGACUCAUUGUUGAAAAAAGAACUUUGUACAUAUAACAAUAAAAAAGAGAAUAUCCACGUUGCGACAUUAACGUGUAAGAUGAUGUUGGAGG